Messenger RNA from Carassius carassius (crucian carp), 2877 nucleotides. It is a transcript of the gene slc5a5, whose product is annotated as solute carrier family 5 member 5. The coding region runs from base 187 to 1947 and encodes 586 amino acids. Gene Ontology annotation, cellular component: membrane. Gene Ontology annotation, biological process: sodium ion transport; iodide transmembrane transport. NCBI's taxonomy places the organism in Eukaryota, Metazoa, Chordata, Actinopteri, Cypriniformes, Cyprinidae. The transcript has 16 exons. The record is from RefSeq and is a predicted model, not a curated record. Gene Ontology annotation, molecular function: symporter activity.
GUAAUAUUUAAGCCAAUACUGUUUUCUAUCAUGGAUGAGUUUAUUAUGUGUUGGCCUGUGGAAUUUGGUCUUUUCAAACACUCAUAAACUAAUUUUGCAGGUUUUUGUUUUGGUCAAAGCUGAAAGCAUCUUGAAGAGAAGGACUCCACUCAUUUAAGCUCUGACUGAGUCCAAACAGACAGCACUAUGGCUUCAGACUCUGAUAGACCGGGCUUCUGUUUGGUGGACUAUGUAGUAUUUGCUGCUAUGCUGGUGGUGUCGGUGGGCAUCGGGCUAUUCCAGUCUCUGAGAAAGACCCCAGGACGCUCCAACGUCGACAGCUUCUUCACAGGGGGAAGGGGUUUCUCUGCUGUGCCGGUUGGACUGUCACUCUGUGCCAGCUUUAUGUCAGCCGUCCAAGUGCUUGGUGUGCCAUCAGAGGCAUAUUUAUAUGGCUUUAAGUUCCUCUAUAUGUGCCUGGGACAAGCGCUCAACUCCCUCAUUACUGCAGUUCUGUUUGUUCCCGUGUUUUAUCGGCUCAAAAUCACCAGCUCAUGUCAGUAUUUAGGAAUGAGGUUUGGCAGAGGGAUGCAGCUCUUGGGAAGUUUACAGUUCAUUGUAGCCACACUCCUCUAUACUGGAAUAGUGAUCUUUGCUCCUGCAGUUAUCUUGAAUCAGGCCUCAGGCCUAAAUAUGUGGGCAUCUCUCUUCUCAACUGGACUCAUCUGCACAUUUUACACGACAGUGGGUGGUAUGAAAGCUGUAAUCUGGACAGAUGUGUUUCAGAUUGUAGUCAUGCUAUCUGGGUUCAUUGCAGUCUUCAUUCAGGGCACCAUUUUGGCAGGAGGGCCUGCCAGAGUUUUGGAGAUCGCCAACAAUGGAUCCCGCAUCAAUUUUAAUGAUUUUGUUAUAGACCCUCAGAAGCGCUACUCGUUCUGGAGUUUCACAGUGGGUGGCACUAUGGUCUGGUUAUCCAUGUACGGAGCCAAUCAAGCUCAAGUGCAGCGCUACAUAUCAUGUCGCACUGAGAAACAAGCUCAACUGGCGCUGCUGGUUAAUCAGGUGGGUCUGUGUUUGAUUGUGAGCAGUGCAGCCACAUGUGGCAUUGUGAUGUUUGCUUUAUACUCCAGCUGUGACCCACUGAAGACCGGCAGGAUAUCUGCUCCUGACCAGUAUAUGCCGUACCUGGUUUUGGACAUUUUCCGUAAUCAUCCAGGCUUUCCAGGUCUUUUUCUAGCCUGUGCCUACAGUGGAACUUUAAGUACUGUCUCCACCAGCAUUAACGCCAUGGCAGCUGUUACUAUGGAGGAUGUAAUGAAGCCAUGGCUAAUCACUGUUUCACAGAGAAAACAGCUCUUGCUCUCCAAGUUAUUAUCACUGUUGUAUGGGCUUGGCUGCAUUACAAUGGCUGCGCUCUCCUCCCUGUUGGACUGGGGGGUCCUUCAGGGUUCAUUCACAGUCAUGGGGGUAGUGAACGGUCCACUCCUGGGAGCAUUUGUGCUGGGCAUGUUUGUUCCAGCCACAAAUAAACCAGGGGUGUUCUCAGGUGUGGCUGUGGGAUUCUGUCUGUCUCUAUGGCUUGCUGUUGGAAGCACAAUUUAUCCUCCUACACCAGAAAUGAUGGGUGUUUUACCCACCAGUGCUGGUAACUGUCUGGCAAGUAAUGCAAUGCUUAACAGCACCAUUACAGUCACUGAAUCUUCUAUCUUGCCAUCAUCAGUCCCUCAGGAUUAUGGCCUUCAAAAUAUCUAUUCGAUAUCCUACCUGUACUUUGGAGCCCUGUCAACUAGUGCAGUCGUGCUGGUAGGUGUGGUGGUUAGUUACAUUACAGGACCCACCAAGAAGGAUUCUAUCAGUCCUGGUUUGUUAAGAUGGAACUUGGAACAAAAGACAUGCAAUGCAUCCGGUCAUAACUUGAAUGAAGCUACGACAAACAAUCCCACAGAAAUCCUUCUCAGUCCGAAAUAACUUUUUGCCACUGCUGAUAAACAUGAUAUAUUACUGAACAAAGGUGAUGUUUAGACAGGUGCGGGAUUGGCAAGUUACAAGUUAGGUUUCUAUUUUCAAACUAAAUUUUAAAGAAAUACUGCAUUAAUUGAUGAAAUGUUGAACAACUUUACUGACAUCAUGCAGACUCUCAUAUCAAAAAUGUUAUCUCUGUUUUGAUUGACCUUACUGAAUACCUAGCCGUCAUCACCUGAUUCGAAAGAUGAUCCAUUGACCUAUUAAACAAUAGUGCCUUCUUUCAUAGUGCAAAAUCAUGCACAAUAGGUUUCUGUUCAUCAUACACCUGCAUCGCACCUGUAUGUCAGUUCACUUUCAUUCCUGGCCAAGUAUAGAAGAGAAGAAAGCAUAAGCAUGCACACUAAAGAGAUCUGAAAGUAACUUAAUUAACUGAAUGCUUUUAAUAGAGAUUUAUCCUUAUGAUUCUUUUCUAAAUUAUUAACUGUGAAAGUAUGUUUGAUUAUUAGUUUUAGAGAAUACGUAGCCUGAAAUGAUUUAACAGUCUACAAAGAUCCUUUUUAUUGACCAUUUAUUGAACAGAUUUUAACUAUACCACAAAAAUAAAUAAUGCAUUUCAUUUGUUUGUGGCAGACAGGGAUAUUAUUUAUGUGUCUAAAGCUAUAAAACAAGGCUCAUUAUUGGUAUAUUAAUUCUUAGCAUUUCUUAGCUCUCGGUUAUGACCUAGAAAAGUCACCUGAAUGUGCCAGAAAGCCCUAAAGAAAAAAACUGAAAGUCAUCAGAAUCCAGAUGAAUUUUUGUCAGUGUUUGUUUUAAACCAGUACAAUUCAUGCAUAUUUUAAAUAUUUGUAUAAUUUUUACCUGUAUCGCAUAGAAAAGCUGUUUAAUGAUGGAGUGCCCCAUCACAUUCACAAUAAACUGAAAUGUUAACACUAA